AUGGAUUUAAUUGCCCAGGUGAUUCAACAUGUUGACGAAUGUGUAAUAUCUCCACCAUGUCAUUCCAAUGCUACAUGCAAUAACACAGAUGGAUCUUAUUUUUGCACAUGCGAUCCUGGAUAUACUGGUGAUGGAUUUAAUUGCACAGAUUUUGACGAAUGCCUAACAUCUUCCUCAUGUCAUUCCAACGCUACGUGCAAUAACACAGAUGGAUCUUAUAUCUGCACAUGUAUUUCUGGAUAUAUAGGAGAUGGAUUUAAUUGCUCAGAUGUUAACGAAUGUGUAAUAUCUCCACCAUGUCAUUCCAAUGCUACAUGCAACAACACAGAUGGAUCUUAUUUUUGCACAUGCCAAUCUGGAUAUACUGGGGAUGGGUUUAAUUGCUCAGGAGAUGGAUUUAUUUGCACAGAUGUUAACGAAUGUGUAAUAUCUCCACCAUGUCAUUCCAAUGCUACAUGCAACAACACAGAUGGAUCUUAUUUUUGCACAUGCCAAUCUGGAUAUACUGGGGAUGGGUUUAAUUGCUCAGAUGGGUCUUAUAUCUGCACAUGUAAAUCUGGAUAUGCAGGAGAUGGAUUUAUUUGCACAGAACACAGUGAUUGGGAAAAUAAAAAUGCUUCAACUACCAUUUCAUAUGUUGACGAAUGCCUAACAUCUUCCCUAUGUCAUUUUAAUGCUACUUGCAAUAACACCGAUGGAUUUUAUAUUUGCACUUGUGAUUUUGGAUAUAAUGGAGAUGGAUUUAAUUGCACAGAUGUUGAUGAAUGCGUAACAUCUUCCCCAUGUCAUUCGAAUGCUACGUCCAAUGACACAGAUGGAUCAUAUAUUUGCAAAUGUGUUUCUGGAUAUACUGGAGAUGGAUUUAAUUGCUCAGAUGGAUCUUAUAUCUGCACAUGUUAUUCUGGAUACACUGGAGAUGGAUUUAACUGCACAGACGUGGAUGAGUGCGUGGAAGGUGCGUGUAGUUUAAAUGCAAACUGCACAAACACCAAAGGUUCAUACGUAUGUGAAUGCCAUGGUGGAUAUGAAGGAUUCGGGACAAAUUGCACAGGUAAACUGGGCUAUUUCUAUAUCUUGGUCCGUCAAUUAAGAUCGUUUUAUUAA
Dendronephthya gigantea is the source of this 1104-nucleotide messenger RNA. RefSeq names its product fibrillin-3-like. Gene Ontology annotation, molecular function: calcium ion binding. Lineage: Eukaryota; Metazoa; Cnidaria; Anthozoa; Malacalcyonacea; Nephtheidae. The record is from RefSeq and is a predicted model, not a curated record. The transcript has 11 exons. Bases 1 to 1104 code for a protein of 367 amino acids.